CGACUGUCAAAUUCCAAGUUAAAAUUUUGAAAAUGGGGAAAAAAAUUUCAGUUAUGACGCCAAAGAAAACUAUAAAAAUAAGUCCCGAUCCACAUAGAUCCAGAAGCAAAGGUCGGGAUGAUCUUCUAGACGACUAUAGUCCGAUAUGUGUUGCAAAAAUUUUUCCAACAAACGCAGACAGACCACCAGUCACUUUGGAAAGUUUUCGACCGAAGAAAAAUACUUGUUUGGACUAUGAGCUUUCGGAAACGUAUCUCAGAUGGCAAGUCGGUAACACCAAAAUAAGGGCUUCCCAUAUAACAGGUACGUACGUACCUGCUCCUCCGGGACAUUUUGCUCCGAAGAAACUUAAAGGACUGUACUUUAAUGGGUGUCCGCCGGUUUGGAAAUUUUUGGACGAAAUCAGCAAAGAGAAGAUUGAAAAGCAACAAACGAGAAAUAGAGCGCACUUCAAAGAAUUUUUGAGAAGGACUCAUGAGAAUCAAUCGGUUGGUUUUGAUCACAUGCACAAUCUUUUGACCUCAAUGGCUGGACCGCCAUGGUUUCAAGAACUAUCCCCUGCUCAAUUGAGAACGAUCGACAAUCUGCAGGAAUGCAUACUUAAAGAUCUGAAGGGAAAUACAAUCGAGAACGUUAAGGGAAACAUGGCGGAAUUUGGGCUGUACUUUCGACCGAACGAGAAAAUGUUAAAGAUAGCUCUGGAGUUCUGCUGUGCUGUUGAUUAUGAGUUUUUGCUGAUUUUGUAUCAAGUUAUGAAUCCCAGACGAAGAUGUUAUUCCAUCAAUGACAGACUUCUUCUAUCGGCAGUAGUUCACUUAACCAUCAUCGAAACCCUCCGAGAAUGCCACGUCAGGUUACCGUCCCCACCCCGAAAACCAUGCACUCCUGUUUGUAUGCCAUGUAAAGGGAGAAAAACAAAACAAGGAGAUUGUAUUUAUUCUGUUCCCCCGAAGAUACAUUAUGCAUCUCCUUAUUUGGAACCGUAUACUUUCAAGCCAGAUCCCCCAAAAUUUAGUGGAAAGUACGAGAAUAAGCAUAUUCAAUAUCCGCAAAGUCCGUAUUUUUCUUAUUUGGAUGCUUUGAGGGAUGAAAUAAAAAAUGCGGAGAGUGUGCUAGAUAUCGAUGUAAAUGGAAUAGAUGAUUCAGAAGAAAAAGAGCUUUUACGAGAGCACCAAGCGGCCGAGAAAAAGUAUAACGACCUCCAAGAGCAUGGUACAUGGAAAGGUUUGGUACCUCCAACUAUAAAAGUAGAAUGUAUGGAUUUUUUGAAUAGAUCCCGAGAUUGUAGACCCGUCAAGUUGCCAUCGCUGUUUCCAUUAGAAGAUACGUUGCCUCCGUGUACUUGCAGUGAAGUCGAAAAACCAGACGGUGGGGAAUGCUGUACAGAUUUCCACACUUGCGAAUGUAACAAAGACCGCAACACCGUAUGCGUUUGCAAGGAAAACACCAACUUGUUUUUGAAGGCCUUAUGUAACAGGUGUCUAAUGAUCUUAAAGCGAACCACCAACAACAUGGUGGGAGGUCUCGCACAGUACGAUGGAAAUAUGCUACCGAUUAUCCAAGGGAUUUUUAAGGACAGGGAAUGUAAGUGCUUGGCUCGGUUUAAGGACCAACUGUCAGCGAUAGCAGCAGGUAAUAAGUUGUCUUGCAAACCUGAGACAUAUUCCAUAGGGGGCGUCGCUAUUACUUCACAGGGGCCUUCGUUUAUAAUAAACUCUCUGCUUAACAAGAAAGAACUAGAAUAUAAAAUGGAGAAGGAAGAGUCUAAGGAAGAUGUAUGCACUUGCGGAGAACCAAAAGAAACAAAAUCUUACACGGACGAAUGCUGCGUGGACCAUUCUAAAGAGAGCAGUCAAGAAAAACUAGAGAAAAACGAUGAACCAGAAGAAACUAAAGAAGAACCUGAAGAUGUAGACAAGACUAUGCCUUGGGAAACGGCAGAUUGUACAUGUAAGAAAGCUUUUGAAGAUUUUACUACGAAACAGUGCACGUGUCCACAAUGCUUAGAAGAUAAGAGGCGCAAAGAAGCGACGUAUAUCGUAUCGGGUGUAUCCAAUACAGAUCAAGAUGGAGUCGUGGAAAAUAUCGUAAACAUCGGAGGCAUUCAACAAAAACAGUGCGAUUGUCUUCAUCAACAUAUGGAAAAAAUUAAAAAGAUGGAGGAGUACAGACAAAGAGUCAAAGCCAGACUCCAAAUGAAAUACCAGGACGACAAAUAUUGCAUUGGAGGUGUUGCAAGAACUAAAUAUGGUCCAGUUUACUUCAACCAAGGUGUCCAAAAAGAAAUUUCGUGUACUUGUAUUACAGAUCAUCUGAAAGAAGAAGAGGAAGCUAAAAGACGAAUGCCCCAGCAACCUAAUACAGGCCGAAUUAAGUACGCUAUAACUGGUGUAUCAGCUAAAGAAGACAAAAACUAUUUUACGAUAAGUCAUGCUGUACAUACAAAACCUUGUCCUUGCUUAACUAUGUAUAGGACCUACAAACAGGAGCAUAUGUGGUGUUUUGAUACUUUCUACGAAUAUAUAAAUAUUACUCAAAGAGAGCUAGAAGAAUACGAAGCAGAAAAACCAUACGAAUACGAAGAGCCAGACCUAGACCUUCAACACGAACCUCCUGUUGAACCAGCUUUAGCUCAUGGUCCACAAGAAGAUGAAAGGGUAGAUGGCUCACAACCAAAACAAGAAUGCCCUUAUAGUAAAACCGAAGAACAAAACGGUGCUUUACCGUGUCAAAAAGUUUGCGCACGUAACUCAUCUAUUUAUAAAAUAUGUUCCGAAUGUGGGAAAUGUGUGGCCUUAGAUUAUAAAAGAAAUCAAUGCGAUUGCCGAAAAGAAGAUAAAUGUAGAGGACAAAACGUCUCUCCUCCUAGCCAAGAAGAGUGCCCGUUUCAGCCGCCUAGUUACAAAAUUUGUUCUGAAUGUAAAAAAUGUGUGGCAUCGGAUUCUAUAAUCGACAACUGCGACUGUCGAUCUUCAGAAGAGAUAAUACAAGACGAAUGUGAAUGCCGAAAGGAAGAUAAAUGUGGAGAACAAGGCGACCGUUCUCAUAGUCAGAAAGUGUGUCCAUUUCAGCCAUCUAAUUAUAAAACUUGUUCUGAAUGUGGAAAAUAUGUAACAAUGGAAUCUAUCAUCGAUCAAUGUGAUUGUGCAACUUCAGAAGAGACAAUAAGGGACAAAUGUGAAUGCCGCAAAGAAGAUUUCUGUAGAGCACCCGUCGAAGAUCCAUGCGUAUGUAAGUCUGAUGAAAUAGUUAAAGAAAAGGAUGCCUGUAAUUGUACCGAAGACCCUUCACAUAAAUGCACCUGCUUUGAUGAUCCUUGUAAUUGUACCGAAGAUCCUUCAUUUAAAUGCACCUGCUUUGAUGAUCCCUGUAAUUGCACUGAAGAUGCUAAUGACGCAUGCACCUGUUUUGAUGAUGAACGAUUCAAAGCGACAGAAACGCAGUGUGGAGACGGAAAGGAAUUCGGUGAUUCUGAUUUCAAACGAUUUCUUAUAGUUGAUAAAAUUCCUUGCAAUAAACGAAAACAGAUGGAGAUUUUAAAGAAACUGCUAGAAGGCUUAGCGAUGGAUGGAUACCCUUUAGCUAAACUUCCAGAUGCGCAUAAGCUACCAAUAUUCCGUCUGUGGAUGCAAAUGAGAUGCGGCAAAAGUUGGACACAACGACAAAAAAGAGCGUUUAAUCAAUUGACCAAUAAAUAUUUGAUGCACACAAAUAUUUGUUAUCAGAAGAUUAAAGUACCCAAAAUGCCGAUCUGUCCACAUAUGGCCGAUAAAUUUAACUGGAACCAUUUCGAACCCCUAAGGGAGAUGACUUCUUCGCUAAUAUUCGAGUACCGCCGCAAAAUCAAGCAGUUACGGGUCCACAGCGCCAGGGAGUACUUCCCUAUAAUGUACGACUAUCCUUUUCCGUUUCGUACCUUCAGAAACAAUUAUUUCGCUUACUUGCCAGCCAAAGAGGAAGACAUUUACGUUGGUAAUUUCCGAAGAACCGACUGGACCGCGCCGAAACAACGAGACGCAAGUUGCUUCAGAUUUGAUAAUAAAAAAUAAAAGUGGGACGAUAAUAAAAUA
Messenger RNA from Diabrotica balteata, 4070 nucleotides. The record is from the annotation of a GenBank genome assembly. Lineage: Eukaryota; Metazoa; Arthropoda; Insecta; Coleoptera; Chrysomelidae.